Phymastichus coffea is the source of this 2209-nucleotide messenger RNA. Its product is annotated as 2-Hydroxyacid oxidase 1-like. The record is from RefSeq and is a predicted model, not a curated record. The transcript has 9 exons. Gene Ontology annotation, molecular function: FMN binding; oxidoreductase activity. The coding region runs from base 985 to 2073 and encodes 362 amino acids. Lineage: Eukaryota; Metazoa; Arthropoda; Insecta; Hymenoptera; Eulophidae.
GGCACAAGUCAUUCCUCUUCUUUCGGUUCGUCGAAGGCUGCGUAUAAGAAGCGCGCAACCUCGAUAAAGCGGCCAAACGAUUAUUUGCGACUCGUCAUGUUAGAGGCAUUCCGUUGGUGACUUCCGCUUAAUAAUCAAUCAUCAUGAGCAAUCUUAAGGAGGCUGCCCGUUUAAAGUUGGCUCUGACUAAAUGGCACCAAUGCGAAUAGUUGAAUGAAAGGAUUUUAAUCAACGUAUUGAAAAUUAAUGAAUUAUCGUUUCUUUUGUGUUUUUCGUGAUUUUCCCGAUCCUUAAAUGUGACAUAGGAAUUCAUUUGUAACUUUGUGUGAAACCUCGGGCACUUAACAGCGAAAAUUAAAUAACUUUACGUUCACUGAUAUUAUUUUUAAGCGUUGAGUCACUGCGGCUUUUAAAGAAGAAUUGAUUGCAUUGCACUAAUGGAAUAUGCCGCAUUCUCGUCAGAAAAUGCUAAUCGUUCUUGGUGAAUAACCGAGCAAAGAUUAUAAUGAGCCUGCACAUUUCCAUUCAACGCCGGGAUCCCCACGUAUAAUAAACAUUCCGCAGAACCACUACCCUGUCGAUCUGAAUAAAGAAAAGAAAAAGUCGCUUUUAAGUGCACUUUUGAUGUAUAGUUGAAGGGGGCAAGUCAACACGCAGAACAUCUCGAGAAGGUAGAAAAAUGUGUAAACAGAUGUUCAAGUAGUCCAGUAGUUGACGUGUUUUUAUUCAGAUAAGUGAGAAUGAACGAAUGCUUUUAAAAAAUUGAAUUCAAAAAAUUUCGAAUAAUUGAAUUCAAAAUAUUUUGAAUAAUUGAAGUCAAUUCAAUUAUUUCAAAGCAUUGAUUCAUCGACACUUAUCUGAAUCUUAUCGCAUCAUUUAAAUUUCAUUAAAGGUUAUCGCGCGUAUCCAUAGCCUAGCUCUUUACAAACAUGUUCAUCGUACGAGACACGCAGUCGCACAGGCAACACUGGUUGUGGUAUCGAAAUGGAUAACUUCAUUAGUGUACGAGACUUUGAAAAUCAUGCAUUAAGUGUUUUAGAGCCAACCGUAAAAAAUUAUUAUUUGGGUGGUACUAAAGCCGAAGAAACUACAAAACUUAAUAUAGAUUCAUUUAAAAAGUUCAGAAUACGACCUAAAGUAUUAAGAAAUGUAUCCAAGAGAGAUAUCAGUACAACAAUCCUUGGAGAAAAAGUAUCAAUGCCUCUGGGUGUUUCACCAACUGCACAUCAAAGAUGGGCUCAUUUGUGUGGAGAACGUGCCAGUGCUAAAGCUACCGAAAGUAUUGGAACAAUUUUUAUAUUGUCUUCAUACUCCAAUUGUACUAUUCAAGAAGUUGCAAAGGCAGCUCCAAACGCUAUCAAGUGGCAACAAUUAGCUAUACAUAAAGAUCGCGAUUGCACGAGACACAUUGUACAGACAGCAGAAAUAGCAGGUUUCAAAGCAAUUGUUGUCUCGGUUGACUAUCCUAUACUGUCUAAAUCAUCAACAAGUAAAAUCAAAAUUACUAAAGAUGCAAGAUUUUGUAUUUACGAGGAUUAUUAUUUAUCAAAAAAUUCGCAAAAUGAUUUAGGUGAUAUUUUUAGCCGCGUAAAAACAAUUAUCGAUGAUUCUGUAACUUGGCAAGAUUUAUUAUGGUUGAAAAGUAUUACACAGUUGCCAAUUGUUGUAAAAGGUGUUUUAACUGCCGAGGAUGCAGUAUUAGCUGUUAAUCAUGGUGCCAGUGCCAUAUUAGUUUCUAAUCAUGGAGGCCGACAGCUUACAUCGACGAUUUCAUCGAUUGAGGCCCUGCCCGAAAUCGUCGCAGCAGUUGGUAACAAAGUUGAAGUUUACGUAGAUGGUGGAGUUAGACAUGGAACUGACGUAUUCAAGGCUUUAGCUGUUGGAGCUAAAAUGGUGUUUGUGGGAAGGCCCAUAAUAUGGGGCUUAGUUUGCGACGGCGAAAAGGGAGCACGCGCUGUACUAGAUUUACUUUACGCCGAAAUAGAGGAAACGUUUGCUUUAGCAGGUUGUCGAAAUGUUCACGAAGUCACAAGAGACUUAGUGAAGCACAAGUCAUUAUACAGUCAUCUUUAAUUAAUAAAUCUUUAAUUUUUACAUUCCUUUGAAUGAAAAGUCUCUUACAAUUUUCCUUUUUUAAAUAAAAAUGGAAGUAUUAAUGAUUCGUUGUAAUACAUCUAAUUAAAAAAAAUGUAAUAAAAUCAUUUAUGGA